Molecule: messenger RNA, 1024 nt
Organism: Propithecus coquereli (Coquerel's sifaka)
Lineage: Eukaryota; Metazoa; Chordata; Mammalia; Primates; Indriidae
Gene: RIDA
Product: heat-responsive protein 12
Exons: 6
Coding region: 93-506 (137 amino acids)
Cellular component (GO): cytosol
Molecular function (GO): deaminase activity
Source: RefSeq, a predicted model, not a curated record
CGCUAGUGACGUUGGUCAGUCAGCUGAGACUCGAGUCCGGCUGCAGUCGGGGCUUGUUCUCUCCGAGGGGCCGCAAGAGUGAAGGAUUGGCCAUGUCGUCCUUGAUCAGAAGCGUGAUCAGCACCGCGAAAGUCGCGGGGCCCAUUGGCCCCUACAGUCAAGCUGUAUUGGUCGACAGGACCGUUUACAUUUCAGGACAGAUAGGCCUGGACCCAUCAAGUGGACAGCUUGUGCCAGGAGGAGUAGAAAAAGAAGCUAAACAAGCUCUUAAAAAUAUAGGUGAAAUUCUGAAAGCUGCAGGCUGUGACUUCACUAAUGUGGUAAAAACAACUGUUUUGCUGGCUGACAUAAAUGACUUCGAUACUGUCAAUGACGUCUACAAACAGUAUUUCAAGAGUAAUUUUCCUGCAAGAGCUGCUUACCAGGUUACUGCUUUGCCCAAAGGAGGCAGAAUUGAAAUUGAAGCAAUAGCUGUCCGGGGACCUUUUACAGGACCAUUACUAUAAGUGGGCCUAGUGUUUAGUCUGGAAUUUUUAACAUCUUAAUUUUUAUAGUUGAUAUAAUAUCUUAAUUAACCUCUUAAUUUUUAUAAUUGAUGAAAGCAUAAGCUUGACUAAAAUCUGAUGUUAUCAUGGAAAUAUCAUAUAAUAGGGGUAGUUGAACAUGAAGAUUAGAUAAUGUAUCCACUUGCUGGUGUGUAAAUUACACUUAUAUAUACCCAUAUGACUGAAUGUAGGAAAGAGAUACUCAUUACAUAGUUACUUAAAUAAAUAAAAGUAAAGGGAAAUAACAGGUAGGAAAGAUGAGUUAUUAUUUCUGAGAAAUAAUCAAAAGCACACUAAUCAAACUAAUGAUGUGAAAUAUUCUCAUGUCAGAUCUGUGAUUCUUUUAGUUGAGUAAAAUUAAAGUAUUUAAAUAUGAAUGAUAGAGGUCUAGGAGAAGGAAGUGGACCAAAAUUUUAUAUAGAUUAAUGUUUUUGUAAUGGAAAUAAACAUGCAUAUUUUCCUUGGCGUGAUUUUGUUAU